AACACAUCAUACUUCCGCCUGAUUUUUCAACCCUAGUAGUAGUACCAUCCUCUACUUGCACCGUAAUUAAGACUGCCAGUGACCCCAGGCACGUUUCGUCACGAUCACAUGACCCUAUGAUCCACACGCCCCUACCCGGAACCGCUACCAGCCAGUACUACUGAGAACACGUCACAUCACUCUCUAACCUCACCAGACGGGGCGGACAGUUCUCGCCAUGCUGAAACCUCCAGCGUUCUCUAUACAACCUCAGGACUACUAAAGCUCACGGCUCAAGCUGUAGAAAACAUGGCUACGGGCGGUCGCCGUUUUCUAGCUGUUGCAGCGCUGACUUUGUGGGUUCUACUGGCGACGUCUGUGUCCGAAACCGGAACGCAGUCCUCACCCGCCCUGCCCGCUAACUUCUCCGUGGCGUACAACGGUACUGUGGGGUCGGGAGAGGCCGUCACCUACACUUUCACCUACCAGGAGCCGCCGAACACGACGGAGGCUGUCCGGCUGCACGUGACCAGUCCAGAUGCGAUCGACUCGCACCCACUGCUGGUGGUGGUUCGGCAGGAGGACGGCAUUCUCUCAUUCCAGGUCCCUCUUAGGGUCGAGGACUACUAUCUGUUUAACGAGAUUGAGCGAACGCUGUGCCCGGCAGAGGAGGAGGCUGAGAGAAGUGCUGACGUCACCAAAACCGUGUACGUACAGCUGACGUCAUCAGCGGCAGCGAACGUGACGUACUCCCUCACGGUCACCAAGGUCGUGGAUUUCGACUUCGGGUACAAUGACACUAAGGACAUCUCCGUGUCGCCCGCCGAGCCGCAGUACUUCAGCUUCACCUUCCCGGGUCACGUGGACACCGUGGUCGUCAGGGCAACGGCGCAGGACGACAAGUGCUCCGUACUCUCCCUGCAGAGGGCAAAGUGCCCGGUGUAUGACCUGGACAGUAACAUCGAGUUUUCGGGGAUUUUCCAAACCUUCACCAGUUCAGCCGCUAUCACUGUGCAGAAGGAACAUUUUCCAGACGGAAAGUUUUACCUGGUAGUUGGGGUGAAGCCGAUCGAGUUUGAGUGUACCGGGAAGGCGUACACAAUACAGCCGAUUACAGGAGAAAUAGACAGGCAGCCGACUAUGAAGGAAGUCACCAUACACGUGGAGGAAACCCUCACAGAGGCUGACUUUGUGACCGCCGUCCUAGCUGCCCUGGCCAUUUUCGGGCUGUUUUAUCUGGUUUCAGGACUGGUCAUUCUGGGCACGUGGUUCAGGGAGAGCAGAAACGGGAAACUGGACCGGGAGAUGGACUCGAUCGAAGACAGUUUCCCACCAGAAAAUAAGUCUCUUACCGAGACCGGAAAGUCGUCGUACGGGGCAACAGGGGAGGAGGAGGCGCAUUCUGACGGGAGAGCAGAGGAGACCGCUCCUGCAGACGGCAGCCCGCCGCGGAAAGAGUCUGUGGACAUCAGCAGUUACGACACGCUCGACGACAUCGACACGGAGAAGGAGGUUUACAGGACAAAGCGAGUUCUGUACGUGGCGGACCUGGCGCGGAAGGAGGAUAAGCGACUCAGUAAGAAGUUCAGACUGUACAACAGGAACCUCAUCACAAUCGCGGUGUUCUACGCUCUUCCCGUGACGCAACUGGUCUUCACGUACCAAAUCAUGAUGAACCGGACAGGAGACCAGGAUCUGUGCUACUACAACUUCCUCUGCAUCCAUCCGUAUGGAGUUCUCUCAGCUUUUAACAACGUUUGGAGCAACAUUGGCUUUGUUAUGCUUGGGUUUCUGCUCAUGUUACUGGUCUACAGAAGAGACAGACUGCACAAGAAGCAAGUCGAGUCGGGAGGGAUACAUGCAAAGUUGGCCCUGGAGUACGGACUUCCCAAGCAUUUCGGCCUGUACUAUGCCAUAGCGCUGGCCCUUGUGAUGGAGGGCAUCAUGAGCGCCUGUUACCACGUCUGUCCCAACUACAGUAACUUCCAGUUCGACACGUCGUUCAUGUACAUUAUCGGCGGCCUGGGGAUGCUGAAGCUGUACCAGAAGCGGCAUCCUGACGUCAACCCGAACGCCUACGCAGCCUACAUGUUCUUCGCGGGGGUCAUUUUCAUGGCCGUCAUCGGCGUGGUUUACGGCACGAAGGCGUUCUGGGGAGUGUUCACGGUUGUGUACAUCCUCGCUACACUGUUCCUGAACAUGGAGCUGUACUAUAUGGGCAGGUGGUCCUUCGAUUUGAAGGUGUUCAAACGUGCCUACGUCAUGCUGAGAACAGACUAUCUACAGUGUACGGACUGCAGGCCCAUGUACACGAGCCGGUUUGUACUCCUGACCAUAGGGAAUCUGGUGAACUUGGCGCUAGCCCUGGCCGGUGCGGUUUACCAGUUCCAGGACUUCGCGUCCUUCCUGCUCGGCAUCGUCAUCUCCAACCUGCUCAUCUACUUCGGCUUCUACAUAGUCAUGAAGAUGAUCAGCGGCGAGCGGAUCAGCGCGGGUUCCUGCCUGCUGAUCGCCCUGAGCGCCACCGUCUGGGCAGCCGCGCUCUACUUCUUCUUAGAAGCCAACACGUCAUGGCAGAAAAUGCCAGCCCAGUCCCGCGCGCAGAACAGACCGUGCGUGCUGCUCGGGUUUUACGACACGCACGACAUCUGGCACUUCCUCUCCGCCGUCAGCCUCUUCUGUUCCUUUAUUGUGCUGCUUGUACUUGACGAUGACCUUGACUAUGUAAGACGGGACCAGAUUGUUGUGUUCUAAGUCUGCAGUGCCAUUCAAUGUCAUUGUCAUUGUCGUUCAAUGUAAACAGGAGGUCCUUGGACAAUAUUUGUACAAAUGCCAAAGUCUAUGAAGUUAUAGUAUCAACCUUUAAUAAUCGGAUAGGGUUGCUUACAAUUUGUAUUAGGUAUCAAUGUAUCAUGAAGGUAUAGGGUUUCUUAUAAUUAAAGAAACCUCAUAAUCAAGAACUCCUAAAUUUUGUCUUUCAUUUUUGUAAAUUGCAGCGAAAGAAUGCACGACCAUGAAUUCUUAAAAGCAUCAGAACAAAGGAAACAUAAAAUAAAGGCUCAAAAGGAGAACAGUAAGACCUACAAAAUUCCCAACGAUAACCAUAUGAUUUGUACGUUACUAUUUGUUGUCCGUUUUGUUGUGGUUUCUUGAUCACGUAAAUACAACGUGCAAUUUAAAAAAUAUAUAAGAUGCUUCUCAUUACAAAAGAUUAGAGUAUUCUGUUUAAAGUGUGUAUUUUAAAGUAUGUGCCUCGUAUGUGCUGCUAUAUCCUCUGUUUUCUUUGUAUUUUGUUUUCAUGUCCAAAGCACAAUCAUGAAAGUAAAAUUGUAGUUCUAAUAGGAGUAAAAUCACGAAUUCUGAGAGUCGCUACCUCGAGUUCUGCAUCACAGAUCUACCACGAUUACGCCUUUGGGAAAUAAUAAUGCAGCUAAGUACGGAUACCGCACAAAAAAGGAGGGUCAUUCUAUAAUUCUACAUCUAUAAUUCUUCAGAACUAUCACGAUUCAUAUUGUGUGCCGUUUUAAGAAUUCUAACACUUGUGUGUUUGUGUAUCUUACAGAAAUGGAUUAUAGUAAAAGAUGUUAAUGGAUUUACGCUGAGAUUAUUGAAAACAUCUGAUUCAUAGUAUGUAUAAUA
This is a messenger RNA of Branchiostoma belcheri (Belcher's lancelet), 3618 nucleotides long. RefSeq names its product SID1 transmembrane family member 1-like. Lineage: Eukaryota; Metazoa; Chordata; Leptocardii; Amphioxiformes; Branchiostomatidae. The record is from RefSeq and is a predicted model, not a curated record. The transcript is spliced from 27 exons. Gene Ontology annotation, cellular component: membrane. Bases 289 to 2733 code for a protein of 814 amino acids.